CUCUCAAACUCAAUCCAAUGUCCGUGGAGUAAAUUGAAAGCCCGCGUUGCAUAGAAACAGUCUCAAAAGCUCAGAGCACAUCCGUCUCUGUUUUGGCGACAUCUGCUGGUCAGUGGCGGAACAGCACUCCCUGUGACGAGAUCGACAACAACCCUUCUCGGCGAGCCGGAUUAGACCCCGACAAGGAGCUGUCGUACAGGCAACAAGCAGCGAACCUGAUCCAGGACAUGGGACAGCGGCUCAAUGUCUCCCAACUCACCAUUAACACAGCCAUUGUAUACAUGCAUCGGUUCUACAUGAUCCAGUCAUUCACCCGAUUUCACCGAAAUGUGAUCUCUCCUGCCGCAUUAUUCCUCGCUGCAAAGGUCGAGGAGCAGCCCAGGAAGCUGGAACAUGUCAUCAAAGUGGCGCAUGCGUGUCUCAAUCCUCAGGAGCCAUCACCUGAUGUUCGCAGCGAUGCUUACCUGACACAAGCCCAAGACCUGGUCAUUCUUGAGAGCAUAAUACUCCAGACCUUGGCUUUUGAAAUCACCAUUGAUCAUCCUCACACUCAUGUUGUCAAGUGCACUCAGCUCGUCAGAGGUUUUAUUGCAGCCAGCAAGGAUCUGGCCCAAACAUCCUACUUCAUGGCAACUAACAGUCUGCACUUGACCACGUUCUGCCUGCAGUAUAGCCCCCCCGUCGUGGCCUGCGUGUGCAUACAUCUUGCUUGUAAAUGGUCCAACUGGGAGAUCCCCGUCUCUACUGACGGCAAACACUGGUGGGAGUACGUUGAUCCCACGGUUACUCUGGAGCUGUUGGACGAACUCACGCAUGAGUUUCUGCAAAUCUUGGAGAAAACUCCCAGUCGGCUUAAACGGAUUCGGAACUGGAAGGCUGGAGGCCAGACCCCAAAAGCCAAGCCCAAAGUCCAGGAGGAAGGUGAACAGAGAGACGCCAUGAUCAGCAUGAUCUCCAUGGUCUCAUCAGAAAGCACUGUGGCGGGCCUCAUGAGCCUCUCCGCUCCGUCGGGCUCCUCUUCAUCAGGCGACAAGGAAAGGGUCACACCUGGGAGCGCUCAGACAUGGAGUGGGAAAGGUGUGUCUGCAGCUGAACUGCCGCCCAACCACGAGGUGCACACUCCUGCCAAAGUAUCGCUGAGUGAGUACCGGGCCAAGAACGCAGACGUACUAGCCGCCCAGAAGCGGAAGCUCGAGAACAUGGAGGACAGCGUCAAGAGGGAAUACGCCAACGCAGCGAAGGCUCUCAUUGGUCAGCAGCAGAGGAAAGAGAAGCAGCAGCAUCACCACCACCAGCAGUCCAGCUCCUCUGGUGACCUGUCGAACCCCUCGCCCAUUAUUUUGAAAAUCCCCUUGGAAAAAGAGAGACACGACCGCUCUUUAAAAGUGCGUUAUCCAGUUUCAGGGUCAGGAGGGGGCAGCGGUCACAGCAGCAGUAGUGCACACGGCAGCAGUGCCCGAGGUCAGGAUGCGGACAUUAAAGUCAAAAUACGAGUGCCUGACAAACUAAAGACGAGCUCGGGGGAGGACGGCAAGAGCAGGGACAAGCACAGGGAGCGCUCUAACCACCACCACCACCAACACCACUAUCACCAUUCCUCCUCCAGCGGCGCCUCACUUUCUUCCUCACACAAACAUUCGUCUAGUUCAAGUGGGGGUUUAGGAAGCAGCAAAAAAGUCCCCAAUGACUCUUCUAGAACAAGUUCUUCAUCGUCUUCGGCCUCACGGAAGAGGAUACACCCUCAAGACCCUGCAGCCAGCUCCCACCCACCCUCCAAAGCCAGCAAGUCGUCCAGGAAUCCGUACCAACUGCCGUCAUUGUCUUCCUCCUCCGGACAAACUUUAGGUCACGGACCCGACCUGCUUCCUGCUCUGGGCCUUCCCCACCAUCAAGGGGCGUACUCGCACUCCAAAAGUGACAAGACGGACACAAAUGGCCACGGUGCAGCAGGCGGAGUCCAGUCCAACGAGUACCAGGACACGUUUGACAUGCUGAACUCUCUGCUGAGCGCUCAGGGCGUCCAGCCCGCACAGCCGUCCAUGUUUGAGUACCGCUCUCAGUAUGGAGACUAUAGAUUCCCCCCCGGCUCCAGGGGGAACAACCCCAGACCCCCGCCCCUACCUUCAGAACCACCUCCCCCACUUCCUCCAUUACCCAAAUAACCCUCAUACUUGACAUCUGAAACGUCCACUUUGUUACAAAGAGUAUUGUACAAUGUUUUAAAAUCUUAUUUUACUUUUUCGACUUUUCUACUCACCCAACAUCAUCACAGGCUUCAGGGGGACAGCAGAGAAAUGUACUGGGGUGAAUUUUAUCAUUAUUAUUUGCAUUUUAUUGGUGGUGCAAUAAUAAUAAUAUUUUAAGGAUUCUUCGAGGAAAACAAAAAGUAAACAUGUAGAUACUUUCUCUCUUUGGAAAAAAAAUGAUGAUGGGAGACAGUUUAGAGAUCCCAAAUACUCCCAUCACUUUUAGGUCCUUUAAUCCACAUCUUUUUGUGAUGUUUUUUUACGAUAAAUUAUUUAUUGACUACUUUUAAAAACAUGGUUCUUUUUUUUUCUACCUUUCUAUGGCCAGCUCUGUUCUGUAAGUGCAGAAGCUUCCUAAAACUGUAUAGGCUAAGUUGAGAGUGCAUGUUUCCAAAGCCAUCUUUACAGUUUUUAGUCUUCUUUUUCUUUAAAGAGCCAUAUAAAAAUGACAUAGCCCUGCGCGUUCUGUUUUAUUUUAUUGACAUUAUUUGGUUAACAUGGAAACAAUACUGCAGUGUGUGUAAAAGAAUAUUUUUUGGACAUUUUGUUAUGGAAAAUUGCCAAAAAAAAAAAUGGAAAUGUAAAGUAAGGAAAGCUUGUACAUUUAGUCUUUUUUUUAAGUGUUGCAGUCAUUGUUUUAAAUGGUUGUAAAAUAUCCAUACUCAGUUCUCCUAUGAAUACACUAACUUCAUACCAAGGACGUACAUAGAACUGUUCAAAGGUUUAACAUAUCUAUCCAAUAUGAUCAUGAUGAAGGACUUGUCAACAGGAAAAAGGGGAAAAAAAACAAUAUAUUUCUGUUUUGUGAAAUGUGAAGGUUUUUGAUGAUACUUUGUAGCAUAUUGUUUAAAACGGUUGCUAUGUGGUUUGCUACGCACAAACAGCAUUCAUCAAAAACCUUUGCAUGCGUCUUAUAAUUGUGUAAAAAUGCAAUGCAAGAAAGCUGUUGAAAUACCUCCAUUGCAGGACCCUGAGUAUGAUGAGAAAUGAAUGUUUUCUAUUUUAUAUAAGCGCUCAGCAGUGGAAAAAAAAAUCAAUUUGUUGACAAGAAAGUUGGUAUCUCCUGUACAUUUCACACAUGUAGCUUUUUAUGGAUUUGUUUAGUCCACCUGCUCCUAACUGGUGUCUUUUUUUUUUCUUUUUUUUAUCAAUUAAAAAAAAAUGGCUGUUUGGAGUAUAUCAAAUCAGUCAUACAAAUGUAAGAUAUUGUUUUCCCUUGAUGAAUUAAAAGUGUGCUGAAAAAAGCUCUUUACCUGGGCUGUAAAGGUUUUUGGUUGUAACAGGGAAAUGGUGAAUGCACUGAAUUUUUAAGCAGUUUUUUUUUCCUGCUGAUGCAGUUGACAAAGUGUUACAUUUUUAUGGGUAAAAAUAGUGUGGAUCUUUGGUACACCCAUUUAAACCAUGCUUUUAUUUGAUCUAGGAAUCAAUAAAUUUAAGUAUUUAAGGAAACAUGAAAGCUAUUAAAACGCGUUUCAUAGCAAAACCAUAUAACAAGCUAAGGACACGUGUGCAACCUAACAAUGCAAAAAUCACAGCUACAACAUCCUAAGUUUUGUUUCUUAAUGUCAGGUGUUUUUAUUGGCACUCAGGUCUAGAAUUAAAUUUGUUUUCAUUAAAAAGGUAUAUGUGAACACUGAUCUUUUUGAUAUAUUGUGGUUGCUUUAUUCUGAAAGUCAAUAAAUAUAUUGAAAAA
Molecule: messenger RNA, 3939 nt
Organism: Oryzias melastigma (Indian medaka)
Lineage: Eukaryota; Metazoa; Chordata; Actinopteri; Beloniformes; Adrianichthyidae
Gene: ccnt1
Product: cyclin T1
Exons: 10
Coding region: 228-2162 (644 amino acids)
Biological process (GO): regulation of transcription by RNA polymerase II; positive regulation of DNA-templated transcription, elongation
Cellular component (GO): cyclin/CDK positive transcription elongation factor complex; nucleus
Molecular function (GO): cyclin-dependent protein serine/threonine kinase activator activity
Source: RefSeq, a predicted model, not a curated record